Molecule: messenger RNA, 4196 nt
Organism: Anopheles bellator
Lineage: Eukaryota; Metazoa; Arthropoda; Insecta; Diptera; Culicidae
Product: ATP-binding cassette sub-family C member 4-like
Exons: 7
Coding region: 1-4059 (1352 amino acids)
Biological process (GO): transmembrane transport
Cellular component (GO): membrane
Molecular function (GO): ABC-type transporter activity; ATP hydrolysis activity; ATP binding
Source: RefSeq, a predicted model, not a curated record
AUGGAAGCGCCACGCGUGAAGCUCAGUCCGAAUCCACGCCAACGGGCGAGCUUCCUUUCGGUGCUAACUUUCUGGUGGACCGUCGACAUGUUUAAGAAAGGUUACAACAGCAAGUUUGAAAUCAACGAUCUGUACACGCCGCUCGACGAGCAUCAAGCGGAUGGUUUAGGUGAUCGGCUGGAAAGACGAUGGAACGAGCAACUCGCUCGAAAGGAUAAAAAUUCACUCUAUCGGCCGUCUUUGGUACGGGCUAUAUUUCGUACCUUCUGGAAGGAAUGGCUUACGCUCUCCGCGUUGGCCCUGCUGGGCGAAGUUAUUCUGCGGCUUUUACAACCCAUCUUUUUCGGCCGACUCUUGCUGUACUUCAGAGCGCAAAGCAACACUUCCCACCAGGAGGCAGUGUAUUACGCGAUCGGUAUGAUCGCUACACGAGGCGUUAUUGUGCUGUGCGACAAUCAGUACGGGAUUCUCACGUGCCUGACGGGUGUGCAAACGAAGAUUGCCGUAUGCAGUGUACUGUACCGGAAGGCGUUGCGUCUCUCACGAACCGCCCUCGGUGAAACAUCCGCCGGGAAGGUGGUGAAUCUACUGUCGAACGACGUGAAUAGGUUCGACAUUGCUUCUUACCUCGUGUGUUUCAUGUGGACAUCGCCCGUCGUUAUGGUGCUGUCGGGCUUGCUGCUUUGGUACGAGAUCGGUUGGUCUGGCGUGAUAGGCAUGGUAGCGAUCGUCAUCAUUACGCCUAUACAGUCCUAUACCGGCACUCUCACGUCACGCUAUCGUCUACGGACGGCACUGAAGACGGACGAACGGAUACGGUUGAUGGACGAAAUCAUUGCUGGCAUCGCAGUGAUCAAGAUGUACGCCUGGGAGCUACCAUUCGCAAAGCUCAUUUCGCAAGCACGCUAUAAGGAACUUCGCGAGGUUUUGAAAAGCGGUUACCUUCGAGCCGUUUAUAUGACAUUUCAGCUUUUCACGACCCGUGCCGCCGUUCUCGGUGUUAUGCUGGCGUUCAUCAUGCUCGGGGAAGACAUUACCGCGGCGAAGGUGUUUGUGGCAACGAGCUACCUUUCGAACGUGGCCUAUACCAUGGCCGGUCUUUUCGGGAGAGGCAUAGCUGAGUUGGGCGAAGCGCGAGUUGCUGUCCGACGUCUGCAAGCAUUUCUCGAGUACGACGAAGUGGAGCCCUCGAAAAUAUGUGCCAGUGAUUCCCACGGUCCAGUGGAGAAUGGUGACCAAGGGGAAACGAAACGUCUGCUUAAUGAAGACGACCUUCCAGCAGAUGGCGUAGCAAUUACGAUGCAAAAUCUAACGGCACGGUGGAGCAGCGGGCCACAAGACUCGAUUGACCGAGCCAACCCAACGCUGGACUGCAUCGAUAUCGAAUUUAAACGAGGACAGCUGAUUGGCAUCGUGGGGCCCGUUGGCGCCGGCAAAAGCUCCAUAUUGCAGGUGCUGCUGAGAGAACUCCCGAUCGAACGAGGAUCACUUCUGAUGGGUCGCCCAUCGUCUAUUGCUUACGCCAGUCAGGAACCAUGGUUGUUCAGCGGGAGUCUUAGACAGAACAUUCUUUUCGGCGAGCCACUCGAACAACACCGCUACCGGCAGGUGCUGAAGGUAUGCGCGCUGCAAACGGACUUGGCACAGUUUCCGGCUGGUGAUAUGACGCUCAUCGGUGAGCGUGGCGUGUCACUGUCGGGAGGACAGAAGGCUCGCGUUUGCUUAGCUCGCGCAGUCUACCGAAUGGCCGAUAUUUACCUUCUGGAUGAUCCACUCAGCGCCGUCGACGCACACGUUGCCAAGCAUCUGUUUGACCUCUGCAUUGCGAAUGGAGGGUUGCUUACACGCCGCAAUCCGGCGGCUACACGAAUCCUGGUAACACAUCAGAUUCAUUUUCUCCAGCAAGCGGAUUGGAUCGUCGUAGUGAAGGAGGGCAAAGUUGUAGCUCAAGGUACGCCACAGGAUUUGCAGCAACGAGGCAUCCAGCUGGAACACAACGACAACGAAGAGUCGGAGAGCACUACACAAAGUGGUCGAACGAUAUCGCAUACCUCAACCAGCUCAACUGCCACAUUCGACAGUGCGGCCUUGGAAGAUCCGACCGAACAGAGCACUGACGGUGAUCAAGCAGCCAAAGAUAGGUUCGAAAAAUCACCACGUGAAAAGCUCCCAGGAUCCGCGGUUUUUCUGCAGUACGCCUCCAGUGCCGGCAGCUGGCUGAUCUUCGUUUCGCUGAUCGCUCUGUUCGCCAUCACACAAAUCGUUGUCAGUGUGGCCGAUUGGUGGGUUUCAUUCUGGACUGCACUCGAGGAACAACGGACGGUAGCCUCUUGGACAGUUAAUGGCAACGCUGCCGCCACACCAGUCAAUUCACCGGCCCUGGCACAGGACACUUGCGUGUACAUCCAUACGGCGCUUGUCGGAACCAUUUUCAUCGUCGCCAUGACACGUGCCUUCGGGUUCUACAAGGCAUGUGCCCGUGCGUCGCAAUCGAUUCACGAUCGGGUCUUUGAGGGAUUUAUUGCGGCAUCUGUGCGCUUCUUCGAAACGAACCCUUCCGGUGCCAUUCUAAACCGCUUCUCGAAGGAUAUGGGAUCAAUGGAUGAGAUGCUGCCGAAAUCGAUCAUGGAUGCAACGCAAACGAUACUCAUGUUUGUUGGCGCCAUGAUGGUGGUGAUGUUUGUUCAGCCAUACUUUAUGCUGCCUGUUCUAUUGCUGCUUGGUGGACUGUUCUUUUCCCGCCGCAUCUACUUGCGUACAUCACGGAACACACGACGCUUGGAGGCAACAACUCGGUCACCGAUUUUCUCCCACAUUGCGGCCACCCUCUCGGGGCUGCCAACGAUUCGCUCCUACGGUGUGCAGAGGCUACUCGUACAAGAGUUCGAUACGCACCAGAACGUCAACACCGGCGCGUGUUUCAUGUUUCAUGCGGGUCGCAUAGCAUUCGGCCUGUUUUUGGACACGAUCUUUUUCCUUCUUCUUUCCUCGGUCACCCUAAGCUACCUGCUCAUCGACAGCGAUGCGAUUGGGGCCAGCGUUGGAUUGGCCAUAUCGCAGAUAAACAGCAUCGGCAGUCAGAUGCAGUUCGGGAUCCGGCAGAGUGCGGAAAUGUUCAACCAUCUGGUAGCGGUAGAGCGACUGUUGGAAUAUCGACAGCUACCUCCGGAGGAAAGCACCAAUGACACCAAGAAGGCAGCUGUAACUACACCCCCGGUGCUUCCUGUUUCCAUAUCAGCCCAAUGGCCCGAGCACGGUGAGAUUGAGUUCCGUAACGUUUUCCUGCGCUAUGCGGAACACGAUGUGGCCGUCCUGCGCCAACUGUCAUUUACCGUGGCGGCACGCGAAAAGGUUGGUAUCGUCGGAAGGACGGGCGCCGGCAAAUCGUCCAUCAUUGUGGCCCUCUUUCGGAUGGCGCUCGUCGAAGGUGACAUACUGAUCGAUGGACUAAACACGGCCGAUAUCACUCUGGAGCGGCUUCGGUCGCACAUAUCGAUCAUCCCGCAAGAUCCGGUCCUGUUUUCGGGAACGCUUCGACGCAAUCUCGAUCCAUUCGAGAACUAUCCAGAUGCGUUGUUAUGGCGAGCGCUGGAUUUGGUCGAGUUGCGCGAACUAGCCAGCGAAUCAUCGGCCGGCUUAGGUUUGCACUCGUUCGUUGCGGCCGGUGGACAGAACUUUAGCGUUGGUCAGCGACAGCUGCUGUGCUUGGCGCGAGCCAUCCUUCGCGGUAAUCGUAUCCUGGUGCUGGACGAAGCAACGGCCAACGUCGAUCCGGAUACCGACCGAUUGAUUCAGCGUGCAAUCCGGGAACAGUUUGCCGACUGCACAGUGCUUACGAUCGCGCAUCGCUUGAACACGAUCAUGGACUACGACCGGGUACUGGUGAUGGACGCCGGGCAAGCGGUAGAGUUUGGAUCGCCCAUCGAGCUGCUGGAACGUCCCGGUGGCAUGUUCCGAGAUAUUGUACUUGCAACCGGAGCGAACGAGGCGGAGAAUCUUCUCAAAAUUGCACAAACCAGACCCACCAAGACCGACCAGGAGAAAGCUAAGAUCGCUUAGCACGUUUGGGCAUCGCAGCGAACGGAUUCGAAAAAAUCUCAGAAAGUGUCUUGAUUAGUUCGUACUUAACUCUACGGUAGACCGUAGCCGUAGCAUCUUUUACGGAGCAAAGAAUAAAGUCGAUGAAAAAGGACAGU